Molecule: messenger RNA, 2341 nt
Organism: Biomphalaria glabrata
Lineage: Eukaryota; Metazoa; Mollusca; Gastropoda; Planorbidae
Product: peroxidasin homolog
Exons: 9
Coding region: 112-1362 (416 amino acids)
Biological process (GO): homophilic cell-cell adhesion
Cellular component (GO): plasma membrane
Source: RefSeq, a predicted model, not a curated record
UUUAAAAAUCUGGCUCUGUCGGCCGACGGUUGUUAGCCGCAAUGUAAACAAACUAAACAAACAACCAGACAAAAGUUCGACCAAAGUCAGAAUAGAUCCACGCUGAAUACUAUGCAACACAUUGCCUUUAUAAUCCUAUUAUCCUUCACGUCUACGCAUUUAGAAAAAGUUACUCUUGAACCUUCUGGAAAUAUAGUACUUUCUUUAGGGGAAAAACUGGAAAUCACCUGCACUUUUUACUCUAGGAUUUACGCACUAAUUCCUUCCUGGCAUAUUCCAAAAACAGCCAAUGUUAGUAUGUUUCGGCAAGCUAACCAGCUAGCAGACGGACUUUACAUCAUCAAGUCCAUUGUCAUCUCCACAUCUUUACAGUUGGGCGACGCCGGCAAGUAUAUGUGUCACAUGGGGAACAACAAUCACGUCGACGUUACGGUCUUCGCCGUCUUCGCGGAGAAAAAAAACGUCACGUUCGAAUGGAAGAUGAAAAGGGUAGAUUUGAGCUGCAACUUGUCCACAUUGGAUAACGAGGGCUCAUUAAUCUUCAACGGUUGGCACUAUGGCUCCUUCCCAUUGACGGAAGGCUCACGUUAUACUAUCGUGACUAUGACCAGAUUCGCGGGCAAACUAGUGACCAGCAACCUGGUCAUUGGGAGUCCUAUUCGCAAUGACUCGGGCUUCUACACCUCCGAGUUCGCCAUCGUAUACCCACAUACAACCUUGUCUUAUCGGUGUCUGGUGGCUCUUGAAGCUUCGCCCAUUAUUCUGAUUCCACCAAGAUCAAUCGCUGCUACGAUUGGACAUACCGCGACCUUGACCUGUAUAGUGAUAAGCUUCCCGAAAACAGUCGUGACCUGGAAGUCGGACAGUUUAAAUUUGACAAACGACGCCUUUCGAAUUAGUUACGGUCACUUCGGCGGGCACAAUAACAGCAUUCUUAACAUCAACGACGUUCAGGAAUCAGAUAGUGGAAUGUAUUCCUGUUUUGCGAAGAAUGAGGUUUUCAGACACAGACCACACAGAAGUAUAAGGAUAUACGUAAAAAGUAGAUACGAGUGGGUAUUUCCAGUAUUGAUGUUAAUCUUUGAAGUUAACAUUACCGUUAUUCUAACUAUUGUCUUGACUAACAGACAAAACAAAAGAAGACUGGCAAGGGAAGAAAAAAUAAGGACGUUAUAUACUGAAAUGGAAGAAACACUUGAUGAACCUGUGAAUGUUUCCCAGGCAGAGCUACGGGAGGAAGAAGUCGAGUCACCCUCCGAAGGCAACAGAAUGCAAAAUUCACCACUACAGCAAACUUCGUCAGAGGAUAAUAUCCAGCAAGAGACCUGGCACAGCCCACCCGAAGAGGCCAUUAUAGAAUAGCGUUUAAAUACCCAAUAGCAGUGGACGUAUAUAAUAGUACUUUAAUCUUCAGAAUAGCUGUUCACAUCAACAGAGCUUCUUAUUUCGGAAUUGGUAUUGAUAGGUAUUGACCCUAACAGAACUAACUAUAGAAUACGUGUUGACCUUAACUUUAACAGAGCUUUUAAUUUCAACAUAGGCGUUGACCAUAAAAGAGCUUCAGAAAAGUAAAAUAUUGACAAGAUUUUUUUCCAGCUCAACAUAGCAGCAAACAUUGUAAAAAUAAGUUGACCACAAAAGCAGUUUACUUUGAACGAACGUGCGAGCCUUCACAAAUACAGUUAAAUUAAUGGGAAAGGAUGUUUUAUUUUCAAAGCAAUUAAAGCAAAAAAAAGUUGAAUAUGAGAGAUUUACAUUAUUACGAUUCAGAAACAAGUUUGAACCGUAUUAUCGUACUGCCAAUGGCAGUUUGAAGCUGUUCCAGUUAACAGCAUAACAAUAGACGGACUGUGGUUUUUAUCAGCUUUGUAUGUACUGUUGCACCUUUUUCUCUUGUAUUAUUUUGGCGAUCAAAGACUUUAGUGACAUCAAAGACAGGAAGGAAGUACUUCAAUUAGCAACAAAGUGCGUCUCCUUUGCAGGAAAACCAAAAUGUUUUAAGCCGGUUCCUACUCAUAAGAGAAAGACAAGAUUUCCUGCCUCAUGAGUUUUGCGAAGGAUCGCCUUUGUGUUGACGACUUAGAGAAGCCAAAGAGUACGCCUAUUUAAACAACGCCCACUUGGGCUUAAGUUCAUAGAGCUAUCUUCUUGGCUUGUGUUGAGACGAGCCUUGAUUGAUGACAGACGACAGCUAAAGACGCAGCAUCUCCGUAUAAGUCGCUUCAUUGUUUCAGGUCAGAGACAGUCGAUGAACCUGGAUAUAAGGAAAAGAAAUUAAAUUAAAUAGGAAGGUUAGGAUCAGACUUUGUACAUUAAAUAAAUUUGGAACACAACAAUGAAA